This is a messenger RNA of Anoplophora glabripennis (Asian longhorned beetle), 619 nucleotides long. RefSeq names its product rutC family protein UK114-like. Gene Ontology annotation, cellular component: cytosol. Gene Ontology annotation, molecular function: deaminase activity. The transcript has 3 exons. The coding region runs from base 129 to 548 and encodes 139 amino acids. Lineage: Eukaryota; Metazoa; Arthropoda; Insecta; Coleoptera; Cerambycidae. The record is from RefSeq and is a predicted model, not a curated record.
UAAUGUGAAAAUAAUAUAAAUUUACAUUAUUUAAGACAGAACUUAGUAAGGUAUACGUUUUGCGCGUAGUGAACUUUGUCUGCAGAACAUAUAAUACAAAAACAGUAGUGUGUUUAUAUAAAAACGAAAUGACGUCCAUAAUUAGAAGAAUAAUUACUUCAAUUAAAGCACCAAAACCUGCAGCUCCAUAUAAUCAAGCAAUUGUCGUAGACAAUUUUGUUUUCUUAUCUGGAGUUUUGGGUAUGGAUAAAGAUACAAUGAAACUUGUAGAAGGUGGUAUUAGAGCUGAAACUAGACAGGCGCUGAAAAAUAUUGGAUACAUCUUGGAAGCUGCGGGCUCUAGUUACGAAAAUGUCAUCAAAAACACUGUAAUGUUGAAUGACAUAAAGGAUUAUGGAACCGUGAAUGAUAUUUACAAAGAAUUUUUUAAGAAGGAUUUUCCCGCACGUUCCUGUUACCAGGUGGGAAAACUACCAUUAGGAGCAAACAUUGAAAUUGAAGUAAUCGCAGUCGCGGGAAACGCUAAAACUAUUCAGUUAAAACUUUAGGAGAAUAUUAAUUUUACCAACUCAGACCCAAGUUUAUUAUUAUUUUCAAUAAAUAAAUAAAUAAUAUCGAA